GCCCGUACAGUUCGGACGUCCAGUCCGCCGCCCACGACUAAAUUCUACGUGGCCGUCCAACUUUCCACUGCUCAGCUGCUCAACCCAACAUCGGCGCGUCGUUGCUUAGUUUCAAUCUCGUCGGAUUCUAUGAUCCGCGAUGGCUACCGGUGACACCGCGCUGUCCUUGGCUCUCUCGAGCCCCCCUCCGCCUCUGCUCCAACACAGCCCUAGCGAUGUGUCAAGCCCACUUAGUGACGUGGAAGACAAGCAUGGAGAUCCUGACGACAUGGAUUUGGACAUGAACAGUAACCACUCUCAACAUCGCGAGACAUCGGUCCGAACUGACAAUCGCGAUGGCGUCGACUCGGACCUUGGCGCUGAGACUGACGAUGAGAGCAAGCUGUCGGAUGUGGAUAUUAAUGACUCCGAGGCAGAGACAGAGAGGCUUUACGACACACCACCGAAAGAUCGAGUAUCGCGCGACAUCGUGGACACCGCGGGUGAGCCUGGCACUCGACAAUUCACCGACCGCCGCGAUCGGACGUUCGAGCGCAGCCCUAGCAAGCUUCAGCAGCAAAUCAAAUCUGAUUACGAACCGGAAAACACCGCCAGCGGGCGAAACAGUCCCUCAGAAGAGGCAGAAGUGGGUGACGAAGAGGCCUCGGAAGACCUGAGUGACGAAGAGCCCGAAUUUGCUGCCGAACUACCACCUGCGCGAUCUCCCGUGCUGGCGAAGAAAGUACAAAUAGUUUCCGCCUCGCCUGAAAAGAUCCUCACACUAUCACCCCGACAUGAUAUCCUAAAGCGGAAACGCUCCUCAGUUACCGAGCAACAAGAUCUCAGUCAACCGUUCAAAAGGCGGACUGAGUCAAAUACCUUUCCCGAAAAGCUCUCAGCCGAUGACGUGCCUGUCGUCGACAUUGAGGUCAUUUCGACAAACCCCGAAAGCGGCAACCAGUCUGCCGAGGAAGAUAAUAUUAAUGAGCCGACCAUUACGGCUGGCGCCAAUAGCGCAACGAAGGAUGAAACGGAGCCCACGGAUGCGCUCGAAGAAGACGCGACAGACAGCCGAAUCAAAAAAGGGAAACGCGGUGUCACGAAGAAAAGGAAGAGCCCAACCCCUGACGAACCAGAUGGUGAUGAGGUUGAAGAGACAAAUGCCGACGCUGCUGCUGAAGGAGACGUUGUUGCCGUCGAAGACUCCGCAGUGCAAGCUGAGGACCAAGUCGACGAUGUCGACGAAGAGGCUGAAGCAGCCCACAGAAACGAAGAAGAGCUUGAGCGUAAGAAGUCUGCCUGGGAAGAGCUUGCAGCAAUUGAGAAACAAUUCAGCAGUUUUCGGGAGCGUUUAUAUCAGGAACGCCUAGAGCAACUCAAUCAGGAAGAAGCAAUGCUUACCUGCGAAAACCCCACCCAUCCCGAAUAUCUUGCGAUGCUACAGUGUCUAAAUGCUCGACGAGAGGAGAGGAUCAAGACUAGCACACUCGAGCUACAAUUUAGAAUGGCGAUGCUUCAAAGGCGCGCGGUGGCAGAACGAGCACAGAUUCUGUCGCAAUACCACCAAGCCGUGCGCGAGUCACGCGAGAAGGUGCUCGAAGAGCUUGGUCAGGAAUGGUACGAUAUACAACAAGAGCGCAGACGGUUUGCCAACGCUAUACCCGACUACGGAAUCCAUUACCCCGCCGCCAAAUCACAGAGUAUUCGUAACGCUGUUGCCUAUAACAAGGAAGUGUCGAUCCUGUCGGGCUUUGCCAAACACGUUGGAUUUCCUGCUGCGCCUCCAAUACACGGCGCAUCUGAGGAUCAGGUGGAAAACGAUCUUGAAGCUAUAGCUCGAUCUCGCGAGCCUGUCCCCCGGCCUAUACCGAACUAUCCCCCCGCUUUCCACCCAGAAUAUGCGUCCGCCGGACUUCCUUUUGGGCGAACCCCCCUUGGCCCCGCCGGUGAACAGUUUAUCGAACAAACACCUUGGGCAAACCCGAAUCACCCAGCCCAUCAGAUGCAGCGGCAACAAUUACAUCAUGAGGCGCCUUUUGCAGAGCCUCCCUCUGGACCACGACACCACACACAACAACCUAUGGCGCCAUAUACCACAAAUGGGUUCGUGGCAGUCAACGGGGAUGGGCCCCCAGUUCAUCUGCACAAGGGGCAUGCUUCGGGUGCUCACGAGCCAGUGAAAAGCGCCAAACUUGGGCCAGAGCAGAUGAAGCGGGAGAGUGUGACUCAGGCUUCAUGAAACGCUUAAGAGCACUACCAGGAAGUCGGGCCAAAAGCAUUGCAAGCAGACGAUUUGUUUAUUUUCUUCAGGGCAUUCCAAACACCUAAGUCGGGCAUGAAUGGUGUUUUACUCCGCUUUGUACUUGUCAC
Neurospora hispaniola is the source of this 2349-nucleotide messenger RNA. RefSeq names its product Sds3-like-domain-containing protein. Gene Ontology annotation, molecular function: histone deacetylase binding. Gene Ontology annotation, cellular component: Sin3-type complex. The coding region runs from base 140 to 2218 and encodes 692 amino acids. The record is from RefSeq and is a predicted model, not a curated record. NCBI's taxonomy places the organism in Eukaryota, Fungi, Ascomycota, Sordariomycetes, Sordariales, Sordariaceae. The transcript is spliced from 4 exons. Gene Ontology annotation, biological process: negative regulation of transcription by RNA polymerase II.